Chenopodium quinoa (quinoa) is the source of this 1966-nucleotide messenger RNA. RefSeq names its product dehydration-responsive element-binding protein 2C-like. Gene Ontology annotation, molecular function: DNA-binding transcription factor activity; transcription cis-regulatory region binding. Gene Ontology annotation, biological process: response to stress; positive regulation of DNA-templated transcription. The record is from RefSeq and is a predicted model, not a curated record. NCBI's taxonomy places the organism in Eukaryota, Viridiplantae, Streptophyta, Magnoliopsida, Caryophyllales, Amaranthaceae. Gene Ontology annotation, cellular component: nucleus. The coding region runs from base 397 to 1557 and encodes 386 amino acids. The transcript is spliced from 2 exons.
CUUUGCUUGAAGCUUUCUGAAACUUCUGGUUAUUGCGCACUUUACAACUAUCUCUUUAACACCACUAAAUUUUUUCUCUCUCAUUCAAAAACCAAAAACAAAAACAUUUUUAUCAAAAUCAAAAAUCAAGAAAUUUGUUAAUCCCUAAUUUACGAAGAACAGCUUCUUUGAAGAUAAGAUUUCGGUGAUUUGGUGUUCGAAUUCGCCGACUCGUCGUCGUAUGUCAGCGAUUUUUGAAAGAUUGUGAACGAACUAAUUGUGUUGAGGCAGUGGCGACGAUAAUUGAUUCUAAUUUGCAUCACCCUUAUUUGAAUUGUUCCUUGGAGAGGUGUGGUGGUUGCUUGCUGUGCUAGAUUUACUCAAUUUUAACUCGGAUUUUUCUUUAAUUUUCCCAGGAUGGGCACUUUCGAUUUCGACAAAGCUACUUCUAACACACAUUGUUCUUCUUCUGUACCCUUUGAUUACACCAGGAGAAGGAAGGCUCGGAGAAGGCGUGAUGGAACCGAUUCCGUGUCAGAAACUCUUGCAAGGUGGAAAGAAAUUAAUGAUAAACUCUAUGAAGACAAGAAUGAUGGUAAGCCUGUUAGAAAGGCGCCUGCAAAGGGUUCGAAGAAAGGGUGUAUGAAAGGCAAAGGCGGGCCAGAGAAUUCCCUUUGUAAAUACAGGGGAGUUAGACAGAGGACUUGGGGUAAAUGGGUGGCGGAGAUUCGAGAGCCCAAUAGGGGUAAAAGGCUCUGGCUCGGUACCUUCCCUACUGCCCUUGAAGCUGCAUUGGCUUAUGAUGAGGCUGCUCGUAUGAUGUAUGGGCAAAGUGCUCGAUUGAACUUGCCGCAUUACCCAGCAUCUUUGAUGGAGGAUUUCAGAGAUAAUUCUGCUACAACAACUACAACAGCUACUACAAAUACUGCCUCAUAUACUAUGUCGUCUGAUAAUCACUCUGAUGUUUGUUUUGGAGAUCAAUGGGAUUCUAAUAUGGAUGGUGCUGGUGUGAAGCAAGAAGAUGCUGAAAGUGACUCACAGUUUGAUGUUAAAAAUGCUGCGAUGAUGCUUAACGUUGGGACCCCAGCCUCAACAGUUAAGACAGAAGCAAAGGCAGACAGUGAAGGUGGCAUUGACAUCAACGACUACUUGCAAAACUUAACAAUGGAUGAAAUGUUUGAUGUUGAUGAGCUACUUGGAGCUAUAGACGCUGGCCCUGUUUCUCCUGCAGAUUAUGUAACGAACCAAGGCCAUGCAACAAACCAAGACUAUAUGACGAACCAAGGCUAUACCAUGAACCAAGGGUAUGAUGCUUUCAGGUCUCAAGUUGAGAACAACUCAAUACAACUAGAAAAACCAGAGAGCUGGUCAAAUCAGAGUCAGAAUCCAGAUAUUCUAUAUCAGUUCCAAAAUCAAGCUGAUGCCAAGCUGUUGGGAAGUUUGAAUUACAAUGAUCAAGUAAACAAUGGGACCGACUAUGGAUUCGACUUCUUGAAGCCUGGUAGACAGGAGGAUUCUUCACUUGUUGUUGACGAUCAUGGCUUCUUAAAUCUUGCAGAAUUGGGGUUCAACUAUUAAACAUAGCAGUCUGAGUAAUUGUUAUACUGCAUCAAUCACAGUCUGAGUAAUUGUUAUACUGCAUCAAUCACAAAGAGCAAUACUAAAGAAUUGAAAGUGUAGACUUCUAAUAAUCAAUUCGGGUUAUGGACUACUGUUAAAUUUGGUUCAUUUUUUAGCCUUCAUUGCUGUUACCAUAAGAAUGAAGACCGAAGCAAGCUUAUUCUCACUAGGUUUUUGAUAUUGGAGAAUUAAGCUGUGUGCCUUUCUUUUCAUAUUGUUUAUCAUGUAGAGCUAGAGCUGUGAAGCAUGAAUAUACUCUCAGGGAAACUGAUCAAUUAUUCUUUUUUGUACAAACUUAAUCAAGUUACUGACCUUACAUGGAACAUGGUACAUACUCUUUUUGAAUGAUAAUGAUUGUAUGCAAAUA